Messenger RNA from Lytechinus pictus (painted urchin), 7486 nucleotides. RefSeq names its product sialate:O-sulfotransferase 2-like. The transcript has 5 exons. The record is from RefSeq and is a predicted model, not a curated record. Gene Ontology annotation, molecular function: sulfotransferase activity. NCBI's taxonomy places the organism in Eukaryota, Metazoa, Echinodermata, Echinoidea, Temnopleuroida, Toxopneustidae. Bases 8 to 1051 code for a protein of 347 amino acids.
AGGUCCAAUGAAGGGUUUUCGCGAUGGUUAUAGAUGCUGUGCAGAACGACCGGCCGAUUAUUCUUCCUUUACCAAAUACAUGGAUGAGAGCGAUAAAAUGACAACUUCGAUUUGUUUAUCGGUCUGUGAAAAACAAUCUAUGCCUCUUGCAGCACUAUUUCGCGGCUCCCAGUGUCACUGCGGCUACCUCACACAUAACUACACUUUACGCCAUACCGUUGAGCCCAGCGAAUGUCAGGAGCCGUGUGCAGGCGAUUCCAGUGUGUUUUGUGGCGGGAAAAAAUACUAUGCAAUCUACCAGACAGGAGUCGAAGAUUCAAGAUGUACCAAUAUUGUAAUGGGCAAGGAGAGGACGUUUCCACUGAUAACAUUAGCAAGUUUUCCAGGAUCUGGGAAUACUUGGGUUCGGUAUCUAGUUGAGCGAUCUACGGGUAUCUUCACCGGGAGCUACUAUGACGACGGAGACCUUUAUAGGAAAGGGUUCCUUGGUGAGAGGGAGAACUGGAGAAAAGGCAACACUAUCGCCGUGAAGACACAUCGCUUUGAUGAAGAGCACAUCUCUUCGUUUGAUGGCGCUAUACUGAUCAUCCGGAACCCGUACAAAGCCAUCAUCUCCGAACACAACCGGAAGUUUGGUGGCCACACGGGAUUCGCCAGCGAGAAGCACUACACACAGGGGACGGAAUGGAUUGACUUUGUGGCCGGUAAGUCAAGGACCUGGACCAACACAGCCCUGAAUUUUCUUCAAUUCAGCAAGAAGAUCCUUGUCAUCCAUUAUGAGGACCUCCGGAAGGAUCCGUACGACUCGCUCAACAAGAUGUCCCAGUUCUUAGGCCAACCACCCAACGAGGAACGAAUCCUGUGCACUCUGAGUUCACCGGACGGCAAGUUCAAGCGACGGGAGAGCACCCGACAGAAACUCAGCUUUGACCCCUACACGGACGAGAUGAGAGAGAUCCUCUCACUGUAUAUCAAGAGCGUCGAUAUGGCGCUGAAACUGAAAAACCAAAGUAAAUUGCCAGAAGAAUACAACCCCCAUCUUAGAUUAUGAUAUUGAAGGGAACCAGAAAAAGGGGACCGGAAGUCGCAAGAGUUUUCACUUUAAACCACCACAUGAUCAUGGUGAUGAAGCUGAAAGAACUAUAAGAAUUAAAUGAUGGACAAAGGAACCACAUGAACCACAUGAGCCACAUUGGGGAAUAUUCAUAGACAAUCAAUAGUUUCUGGUAUUUUUUUUUAUCCUCUUGCUGCUCAUGGAAAAUGGUUGGUGAUGCCAUGUAUACCAUGUUUAAAGCAUGAUGAUAACCCAUGUUAAAAGUUUCUACUGCUUUGUGUAUUCUUAAGAAUUUUUUUUUACAAAGAGUUAAAGCUGACUUAGAGUCCUGGGUGAGGUGGUUUAGUGUAUGACGACAUUAAAAUCUUAAUCUCGUUGACGAUUAUACAAGGUUGCGCACGUGUCUCUUGAGCUUUUUCUGACCAAUGAGCCGUUAGCCCAAUAGGAAUUUAAAGGGUGUCAAAACAGUCAAAUGCCGGUUACGCCCUCUCUAGGUCUUAGACUUCUUUUUCUGCAAAUUUCCGAAUCACAUUUACACAAAUUUCGUGAAUUGCUAAUAAGUGAUUCAAGUUCAAAAAUGGGUAGUUGUCUCAAAGCAGACGUAAAUGGCGUUGCCUGUAUUUGCCAGCUUACACUCCCUUUAAGUGCAAUUUUAAACCAAACUCAAUUCUUUGUGGGGAAAAAGGCUCAGGUCUUGACGGCAGUGGGUAUUGCAAACAAACAUGUCUUUCUGUAGUAAUUAUUUAUGAAUUUAAAAUGUUUAUGAGAAUCAAAGAUUUUUUACUUGAAAUGUUCUGUUUAAUUUUGAUGCAAAUGAAAUAUUGAAGUUGAUGUCAGUUUAUGUUUCAUUUACAAUGUGUACCUACAUGUAUGUUUCACUAUGGUAUGUGAUGAAAAUCAUUGAAUUCUAUUUUUAUUGAAUAAUAAAACUUGACAUAGAAUCACCCAGAUCUAGAUUAUAAUAGCCUGCAUGUAAUUUAUUUUAGUUAAUUCGUUUAUUUAUAUAAAUUUGUUGUGGUCCUUGAUGUCACAAUUUCUCAAAUAAGGAUGUUUAAGUAAACAUAAUAAAGGCCCAUUUCAAUAAAUUUAAGAAUACAAAAAUACAUUUUAAUGACUGUCACAUAGUAAAAUAACCCCAGAUGUAUACAAAGCAGUCCAACGAACAUGGAUCUGAGCUUGAAAGAAUUUGCAAGCCAUCCUUCGCCUUUUUCAUACCUUUUAGCAAUUUAUUGUUGUUUAUAUCGGGUUCUGAGCGAUAUGUCGAUCGAAAUCACAAUUUUGAUAUGAUGUCACAACAGUUUCUUUGUUACCUUAUAGGUCAAUUACAGCUACUCAUUUUAUUUAUUAUCUUUCAAAGAAAAUACAAUCAUAAUCAUGUGAUAAUCGGGGGGGGGUAGAGGAGUUUGUUUACAAUUACAAAUGAUUUUCUAAAAAUAAAUGGAUUAUAACAAACCAUAUGGGGUCUUUGGUCACCAUAAAUUGAAAUAAUUAUGAAGAAUGGAUACUAACGCCUUUGUUAUCACGGAAUUUGUAAUAAACCCCCAAAUCGAUGCAGGUCAUUAAUGAUCUUAAAAUAAAAAUGAUCAAAACAAUGGUUCAUUUUUUUUACGAUUGCCGAAAAAUGUGUGCUUGUAGGACGGUAGGGUGCAUAUUAAACCAGGAAAUGGAAUUUCGAGUCUCAAAUAUGUGCCAAUAUUACAACACUUGAAGUUAAUAUCCGUAUCACUUUCACUGAAAAUGAUAUUUUUACUGGCAGAUCAACUACUAUGGUAUUCAGCAUUCAAUGACAAUUAUCAGCUUCUUUGUCAAUACAUAUAUUAUAUAUUUAUUGCAUUUUUGUGCUUUUUGAGAUGGAUUGUUUUUGUAUAUUUUGGUAAUUUUGUACACUAUGGUAGGCCUAUCCCAACAUAACUGUGUAGAUCUUAGUCCUUUGAAAUAGAUCCAGGGUCAUGCAGAUUGACCCCAAAACCGGGUCUAGUGCUAGUGAUGUACUCCGUUCCGGGUAACAACAACAACAACCGACCCGGAAUAUAGUCCGUUGUGACACAUAUAGGGUCAUGGGAGCAUUUCGUGAAAGUACAUGCCAGACGUUUUAUCCGGCAAGUCCUGUUUUAUCCGACAGUUACCAUAGUAACAGUGUUUCUCAGCCAAUCAAAAUCAAGGAAAAUUGUGAGAUGUGCAAACUUUGUCAGACGAAAAUGUUGAUGAAAUGCUUCCCAGAUCUGACCCAGAAAAGUUCACAACAAAUCUUAUUUCUGGUCAUUUUUUUUUUACUCGGGGUGAGGUGUGGCAUCAAUGGACACGGUUUCGAGGUCAAUCUCAUCCGUAUUGCUUUUAGUUACACUUUUAUAGCGUAUAUAGGAGGUAAAUUCCUCUCUCUUGUUGUUCAAUCUAUACACCUUACAAAUAUUGAAAUCUGACGUGAAUAAUUUUUUUUUUGCUUUUCUUUUUGCUUCUUUGUCUUUAAUGGCAUUUGAAUGAUAUUCUAGACUAAUGAUUAUUGCGUAAGCAUUUAUUAUUUUCAUUUCUUUUCAGUACUUAUUGCUCUAAUCUCUCCUCUUCUGUUUCAGUGUUGCCAAUCUAAUUUCCAUACAGUGUAGAAACUAUACGGUAUUAGGAACAACACCAGUCGUUUUUUGUGAGAGGCACGACACCCGCAGAAGUUGAAAUACACCAGAGAAUUUCAAUGGAACACCAAAUGAUGUUGAUAUAUAACAAACAGAGUAACGCCAAGAAUUGUUGAACUUCCGCCAUAAAUUCAACAUUGGUGUAAAAUGCUUGGUGUGGUGUUGUCACAAACACCGUAGUUUGCUGUAGUGUUAAGACUAUUUGGGCGUUGUAUAUGGUUUUGAUGGAAGUAUACUGCCAGGGAACAUGGGAAUGGUUCACACAUUUCACCAUAAUCACUGCUUUGAUUGUUAUAUUUACAUUGUGUAUAUCAUUUAAUAUUCCAUCAUAAACACUUGUGGAUUGAGAACGUCGUAUUCGUGCCUUUGCGAAGUAUGUAUGUAAGCUUUUUUCGUAUGGCGAAUAAUGUAUAUAACAAAGUCACCGAAUCCUCGUGGUUGUCUGAACAUUCAAUCACCAAAAGCCCGGCGCACACUAUACGAUUCGUUGUGAUCAGGAUUUCAAAGAAAUUGUAAUAACAUUUGAUAUGAACAUUCCAACCAAUAAAAUCUUAGCAAUUAGAGUUCAGAAUAGUAGUAAGACUACUGAAAUAAAAAUUCAGUCUAGUUUGAGCGUAUGUAGGAAUAAAAGCAAGUUCAAUUCCAAAUCGUAAUGACGUCGUUAUUGGCUGCGACUUGAAGCCGAUUUGGAAUUUACUCUGACCACAGGGCUUAUACCGCAAAGUAUAAAUGUGAUCGUAUCAUUCCUAGCAUCAUGCCAAACUUCAAAUAAAAUAAUUUUACUUCUUGGAACUUUCACAUUUAAUGCAAAAAGAUAUUUUUUAAGCGUCGUAUCGAAUCGCAUAGUGUGCGCUGGGUGUAUAAGAAACACUUUUUAACCUUUAUAACAAAACAUUUUUUUGAUCAUCUGAAAAAUCCACAGUGACACAUGAUGGAAACAAAGCAACAUUUAGUAAUCAAAAUUUUUUGACAACAUUGUAUCAAGCAACCUGUUGGCGGUGAUUGGUUUCAUGCGAUCAGAAUGUGUUAUUUUCACUAAUUAAUUAUAAAUUGCAAUUAUCUACUUCUAUUUUGUCUUCAUAUUUCCUUAAGUGCUACUAGUUCAUGAAUGUAUUCAUUUUUGGUGAUGCUGAAUCUAUCUCUGAUCAUAGAAAUGGCAAUCCAAGUUUCAACAAUCAAUGCUCUUGGCUAAGAAGUGUGCUUUUAAUGAUUUAAUUAUAUUCCUUUGUAUUUCAUUUCCAGACAGAAAUAUCAAAGUAAGACAAUAUGUUCAUUUCAGAAUAAAGUGGUGGUAUUCAUUUUGUGCUUUAAUUGAAAUACCAAUCAUUGCCAUGGCAAUGCACAAAGAUCCUGAAUAUAUGAAUUUGAAAUUUGUUUACACGGAGAUUAACUGAAGAUUUAAAUUCUGUGAACGACCCAAUUACUCUGUUUUAUUGUCCGUAAUUAGCUCUUGUGAUAUUGUAUGCAGCUUUUUGCUAUUAACAAACUAUAGAUCUUUCUAAAUUAUAUGAGUUAAUGCAGAAUGUCAUAUUCAAAUAAAACUGAUGUUAUAAAUAGAGCUUAGGGGAAAUGUAUUUCGAUUUGAAAUAUAUUUUUAUUCACAUCCAGGAUAAUCUAGACUAUAAUUACUAAUUUGUUCAAUCUGUGUUGUAUCAAGUAUUUAAAAUUGAAAUACAAUGCGACAUGUCUUCAUCAUGAUAAUGUUAUAAUUGCUUUUUAAUCGAUUGUACACACAGCAAAAAAUGUGGUGUUAACCGGUGUACAUAGAGCACCACACCAGUUAUUUUACACCGGUGUUAAAUUGGUGGUGUUAGUUUUACAACUAUAGGUGUUAUUACAACACCUAUGGUUGUUACAUUUACACUCUUUGGUGUUAUGUUCAAUCUCUAGGGUGUUAUUUUAACACCUCAGGGUGUGGUCCUCUAUUAACACCAAUUGGUGUCAGUUUUAACACCACAGUUUUUACAGUGCAUGAUGUAUGCAAUUAUGUAUAUUUUUUAAUCAGUUGACGAGAUUCGGGAUCUUGUCGUCUUGUCUUCUUGUCCUCAUCACGGUGACUUGGCGAGAUUCAGGAUCUUGUCUUCUUGUCCUCGUCACGGUGACCUGGCGAGAUUCAGGAUCUUGUUGUCUUUUCUUCUUGUCCUCAUCGAGUUGACUUGACGAGAUUCUAGACGUUGUCUUCUUGUCCUUGUCACGGUAACUUGCCAAGAUCCAGGAACUUUUUUUUCCUGACGAAGUCGACUUUUGACACGAUCUAGGAUCCUGUAUUAUCGUCUUUCGUCCUCAUCAAGUUGCAUUGACGGACAAGAUCCGGGAUUUUGUCUUAACUGCUUUGAAAAUUAAUAAUGAUAUCUUGCUGAAUAAUCUCGUUAUUUCAUUGCAUGUGGAAACGUCUUCAAAACGGUAAUUCACCACUGUAUGUCUUAGCGAUCUGUUUUAUUUUAUUUUUCACUUAAAGAUGUUCAAUCUAAUUGUCAUUCUGUUUGCGUAAUAUUCUUUAAACAUAAUUAUUUUCAUGUCAUGUUUUGGGGUUUUCUCUGUGAAAUGGUUUUCUGUACCAAAGACCUGUUUGGUGCAUUUAAAUUAUUCGUUUGCUGUUAUUGUACUUUUCAACUUCCUAGCAUUCUAUAUGGAUUUGUCAUGCAAUUUUCUCUAUACCUUUGGUUACGGGUCUUACUAUGAUUUCAUUCCACUUAUAUUGUCUUUAAACUUGUUUUCUUUAAAAGAUUUGUUUUGAAUUCUAACGAUAGUCGUAGCAUCACUGUGCUGUCUAUUACUAAAGACGCAGUUUUGUUGUUCCAUGAUUAUUACUAUAAUUCCUAUAAACUGUUAGAAAAUUAAUCCUUAAAAUAAAAGAAGUUCCUGCAGCAGAGUCUCGAGAACACCUGUAAUCUUACCAGAUUGCUUAAUCUUACAGGAAAUUGGUAUUUGGUGUAUGGAAUCUUACAAAUUUCCUUAAAUAAAACAGCCUUUUCCCCUUUUAAACAGACCUGUUCUGUUAAAUUGCAGAAAACUUUCUGUUUUAUGAAUUUACAGAAUGAUUCUGUUAUUGCUUUCUGCAAAAUCUUCUUUUUUUCUCUCUCUGUAAAAUAAGGUUUUUUUAACAGUGUAGAAGAUAGGUCUAAAUAACCUUGUUUUGGGGAAAGUGACUUGUGUCCGACUAAAAAACACAUUUGAUCAUUUAUUUAUUUGAUCAUUAUUGGUUGUGCCGGAAUUUUAUUUGAUUUAAGACCAUUUUUAAGGAGGGGGGGGGGGGGAGGGGUCGGACACGUAGAGAGUGGAAUGACAGGUAGUGAUCCUUUCCAAUUUGUUGUUUAAUUUCAGUUUUACCGGGGUGGCUUCCAUGGUCAUCAUUGAUUUCAUUCAAUCAUCUUAAUACUUAAUAUAAACCUUUUUCCGACUUCAGAUGGUUUAUCGUAAAGGCAUGCACAUUUUGUUGAAAUGGCAGGAAAGUGAUAUACCAAUGGGUUUACUUAAUAUUGAAGCCGCCCUUUUUAAAUGGCUCCCAAAGGUAAGUGCUAUCCCUGUACAAUAUGGACAACAUACGUGAAGGAUAAUGAUAGAGGAAGUCCUUUCACUUGAAAACGUGCAAUCGUCAAAGAAGUAUUUUGUUCUUUAUUAUUGUUAUCAUUCAUUAUGAUUAUGAUUAAUAUUUUUGUACUCAUUCUUUCAUUCCUAUAUUAUGUGGUUUUAGUCAUUAUCUACGAUACAAUUAUGUGUCUUCAGGUGUACCGAUUCAGAACCAAAGUGUGUGAUUUAGAAUUAUUCUUCUGUAAUAAAAUAUACUAAGAAAAUAAAGAUUAAA